Messenger RNA from Anopheles gambiae (African malaria mosquito), 1360 nucleotides. Its product is annotated as rubber oxygenase. Gene Ontology annotation, molecular function: oxidoreductase activity. The coding region runs from base 217 to 1275 and encodes 352 amino acids. The record is from RefSeq and is a predicted model, not a curated record. Lineage: Eukaryota; Metazoa; Arthropoda; Insecta; Diptera; Culicidae. The transcript has 6 exons.
UUGCCUCUUUCCCCCAUCGCCAACCAAGCAGCAAUCAUCUCGCUCUGCUCGGUACGUAAACAAAAUGCAGCGAACAAUACGAUCAGUCGAAAGAUAAUCGCGUAACCCCUCGGAAUCGACCUUUCCCGAAGAGAGGACAAACAACAAAACACCAAAUUCUGCAGUCUCGGUCGAGGCCACAAUCUUAUCCGAUAAGAAACAUCCUGCACAUGCACCAUGGGCGCAUCAGAAACCAGUGACGUAGGUCCAGGGAAUCGCCCGGAAGCGAGUUAUUUGGAGACACUCGAACAGGGUGCGAACAUUUCGGUGGAUUACGGCGACAUCGAGCUUCCCGAGUGGUACGACGAUGGGAAGAUUAAAAGGGCACAAGAUUACUUCAGGCGCAACUUUUACGCGAUGUUCGUCGGUAAGCUGUGCGGACUGCUCGCCAUCAUUACGGUGCCGUCGAUUUUGCGCGUGCUGGUCCACACAAACCAAUCGUCCGAGCCGCGGACGGCCUACCGGCGCUACGUUGCCACCAUCAUGCAUACGCUGGAAUGGUACUUCGAGGAUUUCGUUCCCACGUCUAGAGCCUGGAAAUCGAUAUCGUUUGUGAGAAAAACUCACGCCGGUGUGAGCAGACAGGCAUCGAGCGUUCGUCCGGGCAUGAUCAUCUCCCAGCGAGACAUGGCGAUCACUCAGUUUGGCUUCAUUGGCUACAUCAUUAUUAGCCACCGCAAGCUUGGCGUCCAGUACGACCCGAAGGACAUGGAUGCGUUCGUGCACAUGUGGCGCGUGAUUGGCCACAUGAUGGGCAUCGAAGAGAGAUUCAACGCUUGCACCGAUCGGUUCGAAACCACCGAGCAGCGGAUGUCGCUGAUAGCGAACGAAAUACUGCAACCUGCCCUGCUCCAUCGCACGGCCGAAUUUGUCAAAAUGGGCAAAGCGCUCAUCGAAGGUUUGUGGUGCUUCAAUCCGUUAGUCGAGUUCGAUAGCUUCCUGUUCCUGACGAUGCGGCUUAACAACAUACCGGGCUAUCAUUACUGGGCGGAUGAGGCGACGCCGGGUGUGAAGGAAUCGGAAUCGCGUCUUCGGCCCUACGAACAGUUCAGCCGGUACGCCCGGUUUAUCCUCUACUGUGUGUGCUACAUCCAAUCGGUUCUGCUAAACAUUGCGCUGCUCCGGUGGUACUUUAACAUGCAGAUGGUAAUGUCCCGGUUUCUGAUCACCUACUUCCCGUUUCUGGCCAUCUACGCGUAUGGUGUGACGGAUGCGUACGUACGCAUCUUGAAGUAAGCUCUGUAAGCGAUCUGUAAGCUAUCUGUUAUCUAUUUUUAUGUAACUUUGGUGAAAUGCAAACUAACCUUUUUACGACUACAAA